Molecule: messenger RNA, 2077 nt
Organism: Aricia agestis (brown argus)
Lineage: Eukaryota; Metazoa; Arthropoda; Insecta; Lepidoptera; Lycaenidae
Product: sodium-coupled neutral amino acid transporter 9 homolog
Exons: 11
Coding region: 147-1769 (540 amino acids)
Biological process (GO): amino acid transmembrane transport
Molecular function (GO): amino acid transmembrane transporter activity
Source: RefSeq, a predicted model, not a curated record
GUCACGUACUCGUAUGAUGCACUCGGUAAUCGGCACUCGCAUCUUCACAGGAGUUCAAGGAGUUUUGUUGAAAUAAACAAUGUAAUUUAUGUGCAAUGCGGCUUACAGGGAAAAUGCGAUAUCUUUCGACCUUAUGCAAAAGUUGAAUGACAAUUUGCAAAGUAUACGUGCUGACUUCCAGCUAUUUACCGCGUUAUUUUUGUUUUAAUUUUUAUAAACUUUUUUGCAGAAUAUUUGGUGGCGUCUGCUCUGAUCUAUCGGAUGGUGAAGAUGAAAAACACACCCAUGAACACACAGAUCGAAGUCCAGACAGUCAUAAAAGUUUUAGAAUACAUGAGCGGGAAAAAACGCCACUCUUGCAGAGUCAGGCCAUGCCCAUCGUGUACAAAGCCAUAAACAACAACUCUGAUACUCCGAUCCCAGACCACAUAUUUGGCAGUGACAUUCUGACGACGUUGAAACGGACUAGUGAGAAGUCCAAAACUGACCCCAGCAAACAGAGCUCUCUAGUUACCAUUUUCUCAGUAUGGAACACAAUAAUGGGUUCGUCCCUGCUGAGUAUAGCGUGGGGCAUCGAGCGCGCGGGGCUGCCGGUUGCGCUGCUGCUGCUGGUUUCCAUGGCAGCGCUCUGUCUGUAUACCGCCUACCUGUUGAUACAGGUUAAUGCGAGACAUGGCGGCAUUGGCAGCGAGGUCCCAGCACUCUGCGGGCUGCUGCUGGGGCGGAGCGCCGCGGCGGUGGCGCAGGCUUGCAGCUUGCUGGUGCUGGCCGGCGCCUGCGCCUGCUACUGGCUGCUGCUGGCCAACUCGCUGUAUUACACCGUCACCGGAUUAGUGGACAUAACAACAUCAAACACCACGUACAACUCUACCGUCCUCUGCCCGAGCGAGGCCCGCGCGGUGCCCAUACUAGAGGCCCCGGCGCCCGCGGAGGCCGCCUACUGGGGCCUCCACUCGACAGUGCCCCUGUAUGUCGCAGUCAUCAUCUACCCGCUGCUGAACUUCGCUAACGUCUCGUUCUUCACGAGGUUUAAUUCGCUGGGUACCCUCUCAGCCCUCUACCUCGUAGCGUUUGUCCUCACAAAGGGCGCGAUGUGGGGCAUCAACCUGCGGGCCCUGCCGCCGCUGCACCUCGCCGCCGACGCCGCGGCCCUCAGCGGCAUGCUGGCCAUGUCCUUCUAUAUACACAACAUCAUUGUGACAAUUAUGAGCAAUAAUGCAAGGCAGGAGAAGAAUGGUCGCGACCUAAGCAUCGCGUUUCUGCUGGUGACAGCGACGUACACGGCGGUCGGCGCCGUCUUCUACGUCUGCUUCCCCCUACCCAAGGCCUGCAUUGAAGACAACAUGUUGAACAACUUCGAGACACACGAUACGCUGACGGCGGUCGCCAGAGCAGUAUUAUUGUUUCAAGUGGUGACAGUAUUUCCGCUCGUAGCGUUCAUGCUACGUCGUGAAGCGCUAUCGCUACUGCCGUGGGCAGUAGUGGGCGGGGCGGGGGCGGGGCGACCGCGGCGCGGGGCGGUGCCCGCUGUGAACGCGGCGAUAGUUGUGAUGUGCGUGCUCGUAGCGUGCUUCUGUCCGAGCAUAGGGAAUAUUAUUAGAUACACAGGCGCAGCAAGCGGUCUAGUCCACGUGUUCGCGCUGCCCUCCCUCCUGCACAUGCGCUCGCUCCAUCUCCGCGGCAAGCUGACCCCGCCCACUGCGGUCGCGCACAUCGCUAUUAUAGUCUUCGGUGCUGUCAAUCUGCUCAUGCAGUUCUUUGUGCAGUGAAAAGAAAGUGCAGGGGUUUUGUCAAACAAAACUGGUACUGGACAUCUGGCGUGUGUUCCGAAAUGUAAGCCAGUAUACUCGUAGUGCUCAAUGACGUCUAGAAUCUACGCCAUACUGUUUUUUUGAGUUUGUUGGGAUGACAUUUGCAUUAUUGUAAAUACUCAUACUGACCAGUUUACUGAUUACUGGCUUAUAAAUUAUAAUAUUUCGGAGCUUACGCCUGGAGCCGUACCACGAAACGGUUUUGAGACUCAAACAAUUGAACGUAAAUUCCGCGUCCAGCUCUACCAACGUUAUUUCACGUUUGG